Ilex paraguariensis (yerba mate) is the source of this 516-nucleotide messenger RNA. The record is from the annotation of a GenBank genome assembly. NCBI's taxonomy places the organism in Eukaryota, Viridiplantae, Streptophyta, Magnoliopsida, Aquifoliales, Aquifoliaceae.
AUGGAACUUUUGGUUCCUCUUGUGAGUGCUUUUCGGUAUGAAGGAGAUGAUUUAAACAUGACCCUGGCAAAAUCAGAGGCUAAGAUACUUCAUGAGAAGAUCUCUGACAAGGCGUACAGUGACGAGGAGCUCAUCAGGAUUCUGACAACAAGGAGUAAAGCGCAGCUCAAUGCAACACUCAAUCACUAUAACAAUCAUUUCGGAAAUGCUGUAAACAAGGAUCUGAAAACUGAUCCAGAGGAUGAGUACCUGAAGUUAUUGAGGGCAACAAUAAAGUGCUUGACCUGCCCAGAGAAAUAUUUUGAGAAGGUUCUCAGAUUGGCUAUCAAUAGGCUGGGGACAGAUGAAGGAGCUCUUACUCGAGUUGUUGCUACUCGAGCUGAGGUUGACAUGCAUCGUAUCAAAGAGGAAUACCAGCGGAGGAACAGCGUCCCUCUGGAUCGUGCCGUUGCUGGAGAUACUUCAGGAGACUACGAGAAAAUGCUUCUGGCCUUGAUCGGUCAUGGUGAUGCUUGA